Messenger RNA from Pelobates cultripes (western spadefoot toad), 687 nucleotides. Lineage: Eukaryota; Metazoa; Chordata; Amphibia; Anura; Pelobatidae. The record is from the annotation of a GenBank genome assembly.
AUGGCGGACACAAGCGCAACCAGCAUGCAAGACGAGCAAUGGCCUGCCAGACAAGGCACCGACGCCCAGGCAAGAGACUCAAUCAGUGUAAUAUUUGACUGUUUUUGGGCCAAGCUACAGGCACACAUGCUGUCAGCAAGGCCAAACAGCGUGAAGCCAGCGAGACACACAGUCCAAGAGGAGGGGAGACCUGGGAAACCUCCUCAGGGCGCCAAGGAGCACCAAGCGACAAACCCCCGAGAUGGGGGUCUUCCCGGGCUGGGAGCAAUAGGGUGCCAGCCACACCGGCGGAAAGGGACAAGAGGUAACCAACCGAAAACUGAGAAAAACACCCACCGCAACAUCCCAACAGGGAAGACCCUGGGCCACUACGGAGCCCAAGCUCGUGGCACAAGAGCACCAGCUCCCAUACAGCGCUGGGGCAGAAGGGCACAAACGACACACCACAGAUCCAGACGCUCCUCUGGAGGACUGAACUUGGGCCCAUUACGGAAGCCCCAGGGCCGGAGUACACAGACUGCCCUACCCAGCAGAAGACAGACGCCGAAAGCAGGCAAGCACAACCAACGCCCGGCAGGGCUGCAAGACCACCUCCGGACAAGCCCAGCGGCACCCAGGACCCCCACGGCCACACUCGAUGACCACCCUAAACAAGCAACCACAUCGUCCAGACAGGGCAUUGGCUGA